AUGCUGCUUCUAAGCACGCUGCUGUAGGCUUUUUUGAUUGUCUUAGAGCUGAAAUGGAAGAAUUUGAUAUUUGUGUCAGCACUGUGAAUCCAACCUUCCUCUGUUCAUACCAUCACCAACCAGCACCUGGCAACUGGGAGGCAUCUAUUUGGAAAUCCUUUUUCAGAAAGGUGGCAUAUGGUGUGCACCCAGUGGAGGUUGCAGAGGAAGUCUUGCACACAGUGAGCAGUAAGAAGCAGGAGGUACUGAUGGCCAACCCUAUUCCCAGAGCAGCAGUUUACAUCCGCACCUUCUUCCCUGAGCUGCUUUUUGCCAUUGUUGCCUCAGGGAUUAGGGAAAAGCUGAAGACAGAAGAGGAAAAUUGA
Molecule: messenger RNA, 365 nt
Organism: Pterocles gutturalis (yellow-throated sandgrouse)
Lineage: Eukaryota; Metazoa; Chordata; Aves; Pterocliformes; Pteroclidae
Gene: DHRS7C
Product: dehydrogenase/reductase (SDR family) member 7C
Exons: 2
Biological process (GO): regulation of release of sequestered calcium ion into cytosol by sarcoplasmic reticulum
Cellular component (GO): sarcoplasmic reticulum membrane
Molecular function (GO): all-trans-retinol dehydrogenase (NAD+) activity
Source: RefSeq, a predicted model, not a curated record